Messenger RNA from Paracoccidioides brasiliensis Pb18, 7965 nucleotides. RefSeq lists its product as uncharacterized. The record is from RefSeq and is a predicted model, not a curated record. Gene Ontology annotation, molecular function: oxidoreductase activity; 3-oxoacyl-[acyl-carrier-protein] synthase activity; zinc ion binding. Gene Ontology annotation, biological process: fatty acid biosynthetic process; secondary metabolite biosynthetic process. The coding region runs from base 1 to 7965 and encodes 2654 amino acids. The transcript is spliced from 7 exons.
AUGCGUGAUUCCGAUAUAAUCCCGCUAGCCAUCAUCGGAUUUUCAGCACGCUAUGCGCAGGAGGCAAGCACUUCGGAAAAGUUCUGGGAAUUUUUGCUCAGGGGACGUCAAUCGACAACUCCAAUCCCAAAGGAUCGUUUCAACGCAGCUGCAUAUUAUCACCCUGACUAUGAUCAUGGCGGAACGUUUCAUGUCAAGGGCGGGCACUUCUUGUCGGAUGACCCCCUGGGCUUCGACGCGGGCUUUUUCCGUAUCAGCCAGACUGAAGUUCUCACCAUGGACCCUCAACAACGCCUUGUGAUGGAAAAUGUGUACCAUGCCCUUGAGAAUGCUGGGAUUCCUAUGGAGAAAGCAGUGUCCUCUAGAACUUCGGUGUUUGCUGCUGGUUUCAACCAUGAUCACAGGAAUCUCCUGAAUGCAGACGUUGAAACCUCAAUGAAGCACAAGUCAACUGGUUCUGAGCAGUCUAUCAUUUCAAACAGAGUCAGCUGGUUUUAUGACUUUCACGGUCCCAGUAUGACAAUUGACACCGCAUGCUCCAGUGGACUUGUUUCCCUCCACCUAGCUGCUCAGAGUUUGAAGUAUGGUGACAGCGAGAUGGCUGUUGUGACUGGUGGGAGCGUCAUUACCCAUGUUGGUGACAUUAUCUCAUUUAGCCAUGCUGGCGUGCUUUGCCCCUCAGGGAAAUGUUACACCUUCGAUCACAGAGCCGAAGGGUAUGCCCGUGGAGAGGGGGUGGGUACCGUUAUUAUCAAGACCUUGUCGGACGCUCUGAGAGAUGGAAAUACAAUCCGUGCUGUGAUACGUGGAACCCUUGCGAAUCAAGAUGGCCGUACGCCAGGCAUUUCGCUUCCAAGCGCUCAGGCACAGGAAUCCCUUAUUCGCCAAUUAUACAGCAAUUCGAAACUUGAUCCAAAAGACACAAUGUUUGUUGAAGCACACGGGACCGGCACGCCAGUAGGGGAUCCCAUAGAGGCCAGAGCUAUUUCCAGCGCCUUCGAUACAGACCAGCGUCAGGAGCCGCUGUACAUUGGAACGUUGAAAGCAAAUAUAGGUCACCUUGAAGGCGGCGCCGGAAUAGCCGGGAUCAUCAAGUCAAUUCUGAUUCUGGAAGCCGGAAUUAUACCUCCAAAUGUGAAUUUUGAAAAGGUAAACCCAAAUAUUCCAAAGGAUGAGUGGAAUAUCGAGUUUCCUACAGAAUGUCUCCCUUGGCACAAACCAGGAGCUCGUCGGAUAUCAGUUAACUCAUUUGGUUUUGGUGGAACUAACGCACAUUGCAUUUUGGAUGAUGCGUACCACUUCCUUAAGGAACAAGGUCUCACUGGCACCCACCGUACUCGCAUAUCGGUGCCAACUGUUUUUGAAAUCAACAAGCUGGUUACUUCCCUCAAGAAAAUUUACAAAGACAAACCUGGUCUUGUCAAUGGAGUCGCGAAAUUAACCAAUGGAAGGGCCGUUAACGGAACGAACGGGGAGAUUGUGAAUGGAAUCAACGAGGUGAUUGCAAAUGGAACUAGCAAACAUAUUGUCAAUGGCACGAAUGGGAAGACUGUGAACGGCUCUCAUGAUAUAUCCAAAGCUUCGGCCAAAGACGAGACACCAAUUCCUCGCCUAUUCAUCUUAUCCGCAUUUGACAAGGAAGGCGUGAAGAGGACGGGCUCAGACUUAACGGAUUAUCUUCACAAAAGACAGUCCUUGCCCUUGGAUGACGCAAAGGAUUUCCUAAGUGACCUAGCUUACACUGUUUCUCAAAGGAGAUCAGAUUUUCGAUGGAAAGGCUACGUGAUAGCGGGCUCAAUCCGCGAGCUGGAAGAGAAUCUAUCCGCUAUUAACGCUCGAUCCAAACCCACAAAUAAAGAUCGUCCGCCCAGAAUUGGCUUUGUCUUUACUGGCCAAGGUGCUCAGUAUCACGGGAUGGGAAAACAAUUCAUGAUAUACCCCGUUUUUCGAAGGAGCUUGGAGGACGCGACAGCAUACAUGAAGACGCUUGGAAGCCCAUGGUCUCUAAUUGACGAGAUUAUUCGUGACAGCGACAGUUCAAAUAUUCAUACCCCGGCCAUUGCCCAUCCUGCCUCUACUGCUAUCCAAGUUGCUCUUGUAGACCUUCUAGCUUCUUGGAAUAUUUAUCCUUCUCGCGUAGUUGGACAUUCCUCAGGUGAAAUUGCCGCAGCGUAUUGUGCCGGUAGGAUAUCCAGUGAAUCCGCAUGGAGGGCUGCUUAUUAUCGUGGGUUCGUCUCUGCAAAGCAACAAAGUGUCCCUGGUUCUAUGAUCGCGGUUGGUCUGAAUCAGGAAACGCUUCGGUCGUAUAUGGACAAAGUGCAUGCCAGUAACAGAGGGGAAUUAGUUAUUGCAUGUUUCAAUAGCCCGAGAAACAAUACCGUCUCCGGUGACGAGGUGAUGGUCGAUGCUCUGAAGGAAUUGCUCGACGCUGAAGAUAUUUUCGCACGCAAGCUCAAAGUCCAAAACGCCUAUCAUUCAUCUCACAUGAGAGAACUUGCCGAAGAAUACUUGCAGUUGAUGAGUUCGCCCGCAGCAGGACAGCUUUUCAAUUCAGAACAUGAUAUUCAGAUGUUUUCGACAGUUACCGGGAAACGAAACAACGACCCCGUCCUUGAUGCUUCAUAUUGGGCGGAGAAUAUGGUGUCCCCUGUCCGCUUUACUGAUGGUUUGCGUUCUAUGCUCUUCAAACCAAACGAAAGCGACCUCGAGUCUGGCAAAUUCGACAGCGCAUGGAUAGAUGAGAUCAUUGAAGUGGGCCCUCACUCAGCACUGCAAAGUGCUAUUAAGCAGGCGAUUGCAGCCAAUGCCCCUGCACCUCCGGUUUCAUAUACCUCCCUCCUAAAUCGCCAAGACCCCACCACCCGCACCAUGUUGGAAACUGUUGGAAACCUAAGCUGUAAGGCGGCUCCCAUCAACAUAUAUGAAGUCAACCACGGUUUCGAACGAAAAGAGGGGCAAGUGCGGAAGCCGGAGUUACUUGUCAGUCUCCCACCAUACUCCUUCAACCAUGACGAGAAAGGCUACUACGAGAGCAGGCUGAGCAAAGGAAUCCGUUUCCGCGAAUUUCCACGACAUCAACUUUUUGGUGCGCCUGUACAGGACUGGAAUCGCCAAAACCGUAAAUGGCGACAUUUCUUAAGAACUUAUGAGAACCCUUGGCUGAAGGAGCACGCGGUUACUGGACGUUAUGUUCUUCCCGCAGCUGCAUAUCUGACGAUGGUGACUGAGGCUGUAAGGCAAGUUACUGGUGAUGCAAUCAAAUUAACCGGAAUAAGGAUGAAGAAUGUGUCCAUAAAAUCGGCCCUUGUGGUUCCUGAUACGAAAGAGGGUGUCGAGGUGUCCUUAUCCAUUCACCCCGUGAACGAAUCCAACCACUGGGAAUCUACCGUGUGGAAAUGGUUCCAGAUAUCUUCGUACAUCUCAGCUCAUGAUGAUUGGAUUGAGCAUUGCUCGGGCUACUUUUCUGUGGAAUAUCAAGCUCCUCCGGAUCCAAUCGAUAAUGGUCGCGAAGCUGAAGCAGCUAUCCAGUCCUGGAAAAACGAAUUAGAGCAAGGUGCAAGGAGUUGCCAAAAGCCGCUGGAUAUUAGAAAACUCUUUGACAAUUUUGAGACCGUCGGACUCAAAUAUGGCCCUCUUUUCAAAAACUUGUCGGAAAUUACAGUUAACGAUCAGCAAAGGGGCGUCAUCAUGGGCACAUUUGCAACCCCGGAAUUGGCGUCUUCAAUGCCAAAGAAUUACAUGGAUGCUCAUGUCAUCCAUCCUGUCACGUUGGACAGCAUGUUUGUCGCUGGACUCGUAGCAAUCUGUGACCACGGAGGACAGGCUAUCUUGAAGAGGCUGAUGGUACCGACUUUUAUCAAGGAGUCAUGGAUUUCCACAGAUAACGAUUCCCAGGCAGGAACCUGUUUUCGCUAUUACGGGCAAGUCUCACCAGAAGCGUACGAUUACUAUAGUUUCGACCUCAAAUGUUCCGAUGAAUCUAACGAUCAACCGCGAGUAUCUCUGACGGGAGUUCGAUUCAUGCCUCUUUCAGAUGAGGAUGCUUCCCUGAGCGGCACACAGCAACAUGGUUACUCGAUGGACUGGACCCUUGAUAUCGACAUGCUGGAGACACCAGAAUUCCGCGAUUCAGUAUCUGUUGAACCAUCAACGUCCUACGAGGAGCAACAAAAUUUGUUCGAAAAGUUGCAGCUCGCGUCAGCGCUUCUUAUAACUGAUGCACUCAAUGAGCUCAAGGAUACCCCCGUCCAGCCUCCUGAGGGCCAUUUCCAGAAGUAUUACGAAUGGAUGCACCGGAUUGCCAACGAUGUCACCGCAAACUCAGUUGCCCACGCCCCGCAUGACUUAUGGAAGAAAUAUGCUGAGGAUCCAAGUCUCAAAGAGGAGCUCUACACCGAAGUCACAAAGCUUAAUCUGGAUGGACAACUUAUGAUUCGCCUCGGCAGACAAAUCCCAGCUAUCAUGCGGGGUGAAGUUGACCCGCUGUAUCUGAUGUUUGGUCAAGACGAUAUAAUGACGUCGUAUUAUGAGGAGGUUUUGCAUGAGGGCGACGCUACAGAGAAUUUGGAUGCAUAUUUGUCUCUCUUGGGUGAAAACUACAGCGACCUUGAAAUCCUUGAAGUAGGAGCUGGAACCGGAAGCUUUGCCAGGCUUCUUUUGGGUAUUCUCGCACCCCGAUCCGAAAACGAGAAUUCUGAUAGCACAAAUACUGUUGCACAGUACACUUUUACGGAUAUUUCUCCUAGCUUUUUUUCUAAGGCAAAGGAGAAUUUAGGCGAAUGGACGGACCUUCUGACAUUUGAGAAGUUAGAUAUCGAACGCGACCCAACAACCCAAGGUUUCACUGCCAAAAAGUACGACCUAAUCAUUGCGCAUAAUGUCCUUCACGCCACGCCUGAUUUAGGUAAAUCUCUCGAAAAUUCACGCCGUUUGUUGAAACCCGGUGGCAAGAUCUUGGUUCACGAAGUGGUCAGACCCGAUAUUGUGUGGCCUUCACUUAUCUUUGGUCUUCUGUCUGGGUGGUGGCUGUCGAAUGAGCCUAAUCGCAAGUGGUGCCCUCUUAUCACCCUGCCGGAAUGGAAGAAUCUUCUUCGUGAGAAGGGUUUCUCAGGGGUUGAUAUCGAGAUACCCAAUUCACGAUAUCCCGAGUUUACAAAGCUCAGCUCAAUGAUCUCCACUGCUCUCCCAGACCCAUCUGAUAACAUUUACCCAGGAAACAAUCUUGUGAUUCUUGCCCCCGCGUCCAGGGUUGAUCACGAGUUUAAUUCCAAAUUGAAAGCUGAGCUCAUGCGAAGUGCUGAUGUUACCAACUGCACUGUCCUGCAACUGCACGAGUUUGCUGGUAAGAAUAUGACAGGCUCAAUUUGCAUAUCUCUUUUGGAACUCGAGAGCCCGGUCCUGCUUGACAUCUCCGAAGAUGAUUUCCGGAAUCUACAACAGUUCUUUUCAACCUGCAAAAGGCUGCUGUGGAUAACAGGAGAUCCAAUAACCCGGCCGGCCUUCAAUAUGAGUACCGGCAUGAUCCGCACACUCCGGUGGGAGCGCGAUGCAGAAAGCCCAAAUUUUGUUACCCUCGCUCUCUGUAGCUUCAGCUCAUCCCCAGCUAAAUCAGUCCUGAAUUCCAUUUCAAAGAUAUUCCGUUAUCAGUUCACCAGUGGCCAGACCAAGCACCAAAAUGCUGAAUACCUUCUGCGGAAUAACUUGAUCCAUAUUAAUCACGUCCUCCACCAUCCUAAAGCAACUGGUUUCUUGCGGUCGAAAUUCUCGGCGCUCAGUCCUGAGAUGGUUCUAUUUAAGGACAUUGGACGCCCAGUCAAACUCCAGAACAGUUCACGAGGAGUUCUCAAUAAGCUGCAAUGGGUAACUGACACUACUUCGACACUGCCACUCGGAGACUUUGAUGUUGAGAUUGAUAUUCGCGCUGUGGGACUCAACUUCGUGGAUCUUUUAAGCAUAAUGGGAGAAGGGGUAGGUGAUGUUGCUGGAAGAGAAGCGGCCGGAGUUAUCUCCAGGGUUGGGCCAGGUGUUAAGUAUUUGCGGGCCGGCGAUCGUGUCGCCUAUCUCACAGACUCGCCAAAAGAGGGCACUUUCAGAACCCAUGGAAGGGUCAACGAAUCGCUAGCCGUCAGAAUACCUAACGAUAUGAGUUUUGAAGUCGCUGCUGGGCUUCCAGUUGUCUGCGCCACCGUUAUCUACAGUCUGACCAAUGUAGGUAGACUGUCAGCUGGGGAGAGAAUUCUGAUCCACUCUGCUGCUGGUGGUGUUGGCCAAGCUGCCAUUCAAUACGCCAAAGAAGUUGGUGCCGAGAUUUUUGCUACUGUCUCUACCGUUGAGAAGAUGGAGUUUCUCAAGAAAGAGUAUGGCAUCCUUGAGGAUCACAUAUUCUCAAGCCGAGACACCAGCUUUGUUCAGGGAAUUAUGAGAAUGACUGACAAUUCUGGUGUUGAUUUGGUCCUCAACUCUCUUUCGCAAGAGGCUCUUCGGCGAUCUUUUGAGUGUGUUGCCCCAUUCGGCCGAUUUAUUGAGAUUGGGAAAAAGGACUUGCGGGCCGGAGGCAAAUUGGACAUGAACCCCUUCAUUCGAAAUAUUACCUUCACUGGCGUGGAUUUGCUUACUCUUGCGGAAUUCAAGCCAAAAGAAGUCCGAAAACUUCUCGAGACGACUAUUCGCCUGUGGGAUGACAAUAAAAUCAAAGGAGCUUAUCCGCUAACAGUUUUGGGGUACUCUGAACUUGAAGAUGGGCUUCGCAUGUUGCAAUCUGGCAAGAACAUGGGUAAAAUUGUGUUUGUGCCUAAUGAGAACGACGUGGUGCCGGUUAUUCCCGAGGUCACAUCCCCAUACACCUUUAACCCCAAUGCGUCUUAUGUACUGGCUGGAGGUCUUGGGGGCCUUGGAAGGAGUUUAGCACAGUGGAUGGUGAGUCGCGGCGCAAGGAAUUUGAUAUUCUUGUCACGAUCAGGACAAAUCACGCAGCCAGUUCAAGAAAUGGUUUCUACUCUAGAAACCAAAGGUUGCAAGAUUCGAAUCUUCACCUGCGAUGUAUCCGAUUUAUCUCGGUUACAAGAAGUCAUAGAGGAGUGCCAGCAGACGCUUCCCCCAAUAAAAGGAUGUAUUCAAGGUUCUAUGGUCUUAAGGGAUUCACUCUUCGAAAACCUCUCGUAUGCCAACUGGACAGGGACUAUCAAACCAAAGGCGCACGGCUCACAAAAUCUCCACGAUAUCUUGCCCAGAGAUCUUGAAUUUUUCGUGAUGCUCUCAUCGCUAGCUGGAGUCAUGGGUGGGCGCAGUCAGGCCAAUUAUGCGGCUGGCAACACAUUCCAAGAUGCGCUUGCCAAACAUCGCGUAGCAAACGGGCUACCAGCCGCCAGUUUCGACAUCGGAGGUGUCCUCUCCGUCGGCUUCGUUGCAGAAAAUCAAAAUUACGCCCGCAAUGCGACAAAGGCCAUGAUUCCAAUCCUAGAAGACGAAGUGCACGCAGUUGUGGAAUAUCUGAUAGACCCACGCCAUGAAAUAACCGAAAGCACUUGCCAAGUUCUUUUUGGCCUAGCCACGAAGAAGUCAUCUCAGGAACGUGGAGUCCCGCCACCGGAAUGCUUCGACUACCCUCUCUUCACCUUGCUACAGAAAGCAAGUGGAACCAAGCAACAGGGGCCAGAAGAGACCGAUACCUAUCGCAUUGACGCUCUGCUCGGAGCAGCGAGGACCAGAGAAGAGGCGCUUGAAAUAGCGCUGAACGGCAUAUUGAACAAGCUCUCUGUGCUUCUCAAUGUGUCAGUGGACCAGAUUGACGCUGGCAAAUCGACCCGUUCAAACGGUGUUGAUUCAUUGAUUGCUAUUGAGUUCCGGACGUGGCUUGCGAAGGAGGCGGGGACUGAGUUAUCGCUCAUUGAUGUUACGGUCGGAGGCAGUAUCAAUGAGCUCAGCCAGAAGGUCGCAACGUUGAGCAGGUUCGCUGAGGUAACAUAA